Molecule: messenger RNA, 1257 nt
Organism: Penicilliopsis zonata CBS 506.65
Lineage: Eukaryota; Fungi; Ascomycota; Eurotiomycetes; Eurotiales; Aspergillaceae
Exons: 1
Coding region: 1-1257 (418 amino acids)
Biological process (GO): regulation of DNA-templated transcription
Molecular function (GO): DNA-binding transcription factor activity, RNA polymerase II-specific; zinc ion binding
Source: RefSeq, a predicted model, not a curated record
AUGUCCACCGCCGUCCCUACUACCAUGGAAGAAGCCGUCGUGGCCCUUGGUGACGGUUCAGGAAAUCGGCGUUCAGCAUGUGAUCGAUGCCGGGGUCGCAAGCUACGGUGUGAGCGAAGUCCAGGGGCUAUCAGAUGUCGGAGGUGCACCAGAGCGAAUGUCCAAUGCGUGACCGGGGCGGCGCUCAAAUCUGGUCGUCCACUGCAGUUGCCUGGUUUAUUCAGACGACAACAAAAUCUUGAUCAAGAAGAUGGCGGCGUCCAGACAUGCGCCCAGUGGAAUUCUUCACAGGCUAUCCUGGAUGUAUCCAUGCCAUCUCAGAUCGAUUUGGAGACCCGUCCAGAGACGCUACCGAACCAAGACUACGAGGGAGACCUCGAUUUUCGGAUCCUAGACUCGCCUGGUGGGGUUUAUGGCUGGGAUGAUUUGUGGGCGGGAACUACCUCCAGUUUAGAUGUGCCGUCUAUGUCUUUGACGGGGGGUAAUCAGUACGGUCAUGAGGUUCCUUUGACGCCUCCGUCAGAUAGACGAAACCAAUGCUUGGAGAAGCUCGGGGAUUUGCAAAAGGCUGUUCUUGUGGAUCUAGAGGCAGUCAAGGCGUGCAAAACAGCCGACAAGUGCCCCCAAGCCGGUUUAUCCUUCGAUGAGGAUCAACCCCAUAACUUUCUUAUAGGACGCAUGUUGAGCCAUUCCUCGGCCCUGAUUGAGAUCCUGAACUGCUUCAAUCCCAUCUCAAAGGCGGUGACACGUCAACCGUGUGGCCAUGGAUCCGGGACUACAGAAGCAUCUCAUAGCGGCUUGCGCUGCGAUGCUCCUACAAUGUUCUCACUCCUUUCAUGCUAUGUCUGCCUCACACGUAUAUACCGAACAGUUUUCUCCUGUAUCCAUGACUCUAUCCCCUUUCUGAAAGGUCUGCAACAGCCUGGCCACCAGCUGUUUCCAGGCAUGAACCUCGGAGGGUUUAAACUAUCAUCGCGUCUUGAUCUUCAAGUUCAAAUCCUAGUCCAGGUCAGCGAAGACAUGCUGUCAAGGAUUGAGGCCAGAUUCGGGCUUUCAGGCGAUGCUUCUGCAGCUCACGUAUGCAUUUUUGACCACGGAAAAAUAACCAAGAUGUUACGCAUGAUGUUGGAGGAGGAAGCCGGCGAGCAGCCUCAGUUAGACGAACCCCGAGGCGACUGUGAAUCUUUGAGAGACAUUCUGCGCAGUUUGAAACGACUAAUAAUGGUGAAAGAUACAGUCCAGCUAGAUGUGGGAUAG